ACGCUGAAAACGGACAUUUAAUUGCAGAGAAAUCCCAGGAGAUGAUAGAUAAUGGUAUCACUGGACCUGAGGGCCACGAGAUGUGUCCUCCAGAGGAGGUGGAGGGUGAGGCUGUAUACCGUGCCGUUACUAUAGCCAGUCAGGCCAACUGUCCACUCUACGUAUGUAAGAUCAUGAGCCGGACAGCUGCCAAUGUCGUAGGAAAGGUAAUGUUCGGUGAGCCGAUUGCUGCUAGUCUUGGUACGGACGUAACCCACUACUGGAACAAGUGCUGGAGACACGGGGCUGGACAUGUGAUGGGACCACCUCUCAGACCAGACCCCUCCACUCCGGGCUACCUCAUGGACCUCCUAGCUAAUAAUGACCUCCAAGUGACCGGAACAGAUAACUGCACCUUUAACGCUGACCAGAAGGCAUUGGGCAAGGAUGAUUUUAGAAAGAUUCCUACGGUGUAAAUGGUGUUGAGGACAGAAUGUCUGACAUCUGGGAGAAGGGAGUUGAAACAGAAACUGAAAGUAACAGAUAACCAUGGAAAGUGUUUUUUUUGGAUAGCCACAAACCCAAAUAUUAACAGCAGAGAACUAAAAGAGAAGUUUCAGGAGUCAUUUGGUGCUUUGGUAUCGGACACUUUAAUGAGGAGAGUACAGAGGAAGCUUGGUUGGCAGACCCGAACAAACAUCAAGAAGACCAGAAUACAGCCUAAAUGCUCUGGGAAAAAGAGAGGAUUUUAAAAAUGUUGUUUUUGUUGAUGAAUCCAGCGUGGAAAUGAGAAGUAGUGGGAAGAUGUAUUUUUACAAAAAUGGAAACUGUUUUGACCGGUUACCAACAAAAGCACCAAAACCUAAGCAUGCCUACAAGGUAAUGAUAAAACCUCAGGUAUACUGACUGGUGUAGCUCACCUUGUCUGAUAGGGUUAAACGUUAUAAAAGCAAUCUGAUACUAGUGUGCGCUUCUCAAUCAAUAAAAUUUAAUAUGCACACUACAGUAUAAACUUUU
Messenger RNA from Mizuhopecten yessoensis (Yesso scallop), 996 nucleotides. RefSeq names its product dihydropyrimidinase-like. The coding region runs from base 42 to 455 and encodes 137 amino acids. Gene Ontology annotation, biological process: pyrimidine nucleobase catabolic process. Gene Ontology annotation, molecular function: dihydropyrimidinase activity. Lineage: Eukaryota; Metazoa; Mollusca; Bivalvia; Pectinida; Pectinidae. The transcript has 6 exons. The record is from RefSeq and is a predicted model, not a curated record. Gene Ontology annotation, cellular component: cytosol.